AGGAAGGGUGACAUUCUAGGCUGCAACCUUUGCCCGGACAGUGUCUUUAUUUUCUCAGAGGGAGCUGAGGAGGAAGACAAAAACAGCGGCUGAGAGUCAAGUGGAGGAGAAAAACACCUGUUCUGUUUGUUAUCCUCUUGUGUACAGGACAACAGCGAUGGGCCGGUGGAGCUGCAGCCUCUUUGCUAUGUUUGUUCUCUGCGGCGCUUUCGUCAGAGAAGCACAUCUGGUUGCUGUACCUGCUGUAGAGGGGCAGAAACCCCCUAACCUUCUGGCGGAGACAGAGAGCUCAAACAAAACUCUUAAUCAAAACACAGCUGGGACAGAUGACAGCCCAAAGUCUCUGGAGUGGUCCUAUCUGGCUGCAGGACUUGGCACAGUCCUCACCAUCUCACUCUUCGUCGUGAUGGUGGUCAAGUUCCGCGUCUUCCAUCGCUUCCUAGCCAGCUACAGGCACUCCCUGCUCCAGGAGUCUGACGGGGUCAGCCAGUAUGGCCAGGAGGAGGCCUCCUUCCCUAGCAGCGUGAUGGGCAGAGUGGGGAUGGACCGAGGGACCGGAAGAGAACUGGAGGAAGAUGACGAUGGCUUCAUUGAAGAUAAUUACAUCCAGGCCAGCGAGAAACACAGGGCAGAGAUGGAGAGAGAGGAGGAGGGGGAGGACGAGGAUAUGGAAGACAGCGACGAUGAUAUUCAGUUCACUAUAGGCUGAUUAGAUAGAAGGAGCAUGACGGAGACGAAAUUAUAUUGUAGAGAUUUUGAUUCUGAAACACGAGUGCUUGUGACCUCCUGUCACACCAUGCACGUGUCUUUGAACUGUGUGUGGUUCCACUAAAGAUAACUGUCUUAGGCCUGAAUAGUCACAACUAUAGAUAUCACGAGAUAAAACAAUGACACACAUCUUUCAAAAUUUACAUUCAUUUUUCGCUCUGAUAUCAUCCCAUGACCCCCUUGAAAGGACUGAUUCAUAGUUUGGGAAACGCUGAAAAUGUGCAGUCGAUGAUACGAUAAAUGUGAAAACUGAUCGAGCCACAGUUGCUAAAAAUGGUUAAAUGGCCACAUUUAAAUAGUUUGAUUAGAUGAAAGCAAUGAAAAAAAAAGUAAAUAGAUUUUUUUGAAAAAUGUUACUGCUUCUCACUGAGUUCAUUUUAGUGACGUAUGAUGAGCACAUCCCACUGGAUAGUACAGUAGGUAAAUGAAAAAAUAGAGAUUAUCUGCAACCUGGGCUAUGGCUCUAAAAACUUGGAGACUAGAGUGAAUGCAUUUUGGGUCUGGGUCUUCAGGACUUUCAUAAGGUUGUGAUGUCACUACACAACACAACACAACGAUCCCAUCUCAACACCGGUUGUAAUAAAUGGUUGUUGGGCGGCGCCUGCUCAGGCCUCCCUGUGACUACGGUAUGACCAAGAAACAGUUACUGCGUGCUGGGCUUCAUCUCCAGGUACAUUUUAACCUAUAUUACGUAUUGUUGCCUCAAAUUACACAUCAACAGCCAAAAUAUACUGUAUGGAAACACAGUGUAUCUGCUGUUUGUAUUAAGGAUACUUUUCUGAAUAACAUAUAUGUGUUUAUAUUAUUUAAUUAGUGAGCAGUUCAGGACUGUAGUCAUGAACACUGGUUAUAAUAACUGGUUGUACGGCAAUGCCUGCUCAGGCCUGCGAGAGCUGACCAAUCAGUGCAGACUGGGCUUUAAAGAGAUGGGAGCUAACAUAGAGUGUUCAGACAGAAGGGAAAUAGAAACAGUAUGAGAAAAAUAAUAACAUUUAAGCACAUAGAUUAGAUGCACCAAAAUAAAAGUAUGAACCUCAAAAUGACCUUAAAUCAGGACUUUAAAAUCAAUGGAUUACAUGUUUAAUCAUCCAUGUCUUGCAAUGGGAAAUUCUGACAUCGCCUGCCAAUCACUCAAAUAAGUUAAGUAUUCACAUUCAUUUUGGGCAGUUGAUUAUAUUGUGACUGUGAAUCAACAAUUAAGGAAGUAAGCACACUGUAGUAAAACUGGAUGUGAAGAAAGUUACAGAUUUCUGUUUAAAAAUGAUCAGUUUGUGGGAAAGGCAGGGAAAAAAAAGUUUUUUAAUGCAAUAAUAUGUAUAGACUGAUUUUUAUUAGAAAUGUACGUAAUAAAUAAAGUCCAUUGCCGUUC
Molecule: messenger RNA, 2137 nt
Organism: Acanthopagrus latus (yellowfin seabream)
Lineage: Eukaryota; Metazoa; Chordata; Actinopteri; Spariformes; Sparidae
Product: leucine-rich repeat-containing protein 19-like
Exons: 3
Coding region: 158-709 (183 amino acids)
Source: RefSeq, a predicted model, not a curated record